CCCUUUGGCGACCGCGCAGACCGGCUGCUGCGCCAACUGACCCUGAGCGAAAAGAUCGGCCAGAUGAGCAGCACCGCGCCGGCGGUCACCCGCGCCGGCGGGGAGCAGCUGAUUCCCGCAUUCGAGUGGUGGUCGGAGUGCCUGCACGGAGCCAAGGUCGACAGCGCGACAGAGGGCGGCGCGACCAUCUUUCCACAGCCCAUUGCACUGGCUGCCAGCUUUGACCGUCAGCUGGUGCAAGACGUGGCGUCAGCCAUUGGGGACGAGCUACGGGCCAAGAGCAACGCCGCCGAGCAGCAGGGCCUGGGGCCCAGGAUGACCCACUGCUUCGGCCCCAACAUCAACCUCUUCCGCGACCCGCGCUGGGGGCGGGGCAGCGAGACGAGCGGGGAGGACCCGGCGCUGACGGGAGCCUUGGCCAAGGCCUUUGUGCGGGGCCUGCAGGGCAGCCACUCGCGGUACCGCAAGGCGGGCGCCACCUGCAAGCACUGUGCCGCCUACUCUCUUGAGGAGUGGGAGGGGGUCUCGCGCUUCGAGGGUGCUGACGUGUGUAGGGACGUGAGGGACAGCUACCUGCCCGCCUUCCAGGCCUGUGCCAUUGAGGCAGGCAGCGCCAGCGUGCUCUGCAGCUACAAUGCAAUCAACUCUACCCCCGCCUGCGCCAACCGCUGGCUGCUCCAGGAGCAGCUGCGGGGGCGCAUGCAGUUUGGCGGGUUUGUGGUGAGCGACUGUGGCGCCAUC
This is a messenger RNA of Chlorella variabilis, 741 nucleotides long. RefSeq lists its product as hypothetical. The annotation marks the transcript as partial. The transcript is spliced from 6 exons. Gene Ontology annotation, molecular function: alpha-L-arabinofuranosidase activity; xylan 1,4-beta-xylosidase activity. Gene Ontology annotation, biological process: arabinan catabolic process; xylan catabolic process. NCBI's taxonomy places the organism in Eukaryota, Viridiplantae, Chlorophyta, Trebouxiophyceae, Chlorellales, Chlorellaceae. The record is from RefSeq and is a predicted model, not a curated record. Gene Ontology annotation, cellular component: plant-type cell wall.